Molecule: messenger RNA, 1174 nt
Organism: Notechis scutatus (mainland tiger snake)
Lineage: Eukaryota; Metazoa; Chordata; Lepidosauria; Squamata; Elapidae
Source: RefSeq, a predicted model, not a curated record
GGACUUCCUGCCCCGUGGAUCGGGAAUCGUCACCCGACGCCCCUUGGUUCUGCAACUGGUUAAUGCCACGACGGAAUAUGGCGAAUUCCUGCACUGCAAAGGGAAGAAGUUCAUGGACUUUGAGGAGAUACGUAUGGAGAUCGAAAGCGAGACCGACAGAGUCACCGGCUCCAACAAGGGCAUCUCCUCCGUCCCGAUCAACCUGCGGGUUUAUUCCCCCCAUGUCCUAAGCCUGACCUUAGUGGAUCUUCCUGGGAUGACCAAGGUUCCAGUUGGAGACCAGCCAGUAGACAUCGAGUUCCAGAUCCGUGACAUGUUGAUGCAGUUUGUCACCAAAGAAAACUGCCUUAUCCUUGCGGUCUCUCCAGCCAACAGCGAUCUGGCCAACUCCGAUGCUCUUAAGAUUGCCAAAGAAGUUGACCCUCAAGGCCAACGUACCAUUGGGGUCAUCACCAAAUUGGACCUCAUGGAUGAAGGAACUGAUGCCCGAGAUGUUCUGGAGAACAAGCUGCUUCCAUUAAGGAGAGGUUACAUCGGAGUGGUGAACCGUAGCCAGAAGGACAUCGAUGGGAAGAAGGACAUCCAAGCGGCUUUAGCGGCCGAACGCAAGUUCUUCCUCUCCCAUCCGGCGUACCGGCACAUGGCUGACCGUAUGGGCACUCCCUACUUGCAGAAAACUUUGAAUCAGCAACUGACCAAUCACAUCCGCGAAACACUCCCAGGGCUGAGGAACAAGCUCCAGUGUCAGCUGCUAUCUAUUGAGAAAGAAGUAGAAGAAUACAAGAAUUUCCGUCCGGAUGAUCCAGCCCGCAAAACCAAAGCUUUGCUCCAGAUGGUCCAGCAAUUUUCUGUGGACUUUGAGAAACGCAUCGAAGGUUCUGGAGAUCAGAUCGAUACCUAUGAACUCUCCGGUGGUGCUCGGAUCAAUCGUAUCUUUCAUGAACGGUUCCCAUUUGAGCUUGUGAAGAUGGAAUUUGACGAGAAAGAACUCCGAAGAGAGAUCAGCUACGCGAUUAAGAACAUCCACGGUAUCAGAACUGGUCUCUUCACGCCUGACAUGGCUUUUGAGACCAUCGUGAAGAAGCAAGUCAAGAAGAUUAAAGAGCCUUGCGUGAAAUGCGUGGACAUGGUCAUUUCGGAGUUAAUCAAUACGGUUAGACAGUGCACCAAGAAG